Molecule: messenger RNA, 915 nt
Organism: Rhinopithecus roxellana (golden snub-nosed monkey)
Lineage: Eukaryota; Metazoa; Chordata; Mammalia; Primates; Cercopithecidae
Product: T-complex protein 10A homolog
Exons: 5
Coding region: 187-903 (238 amino acids)
Biological process (GO): centriole elongation; cilium assembly
Cellular component (GO): nucleus; centrosome; centriole
Molecular function (GO): tubulin binding
Source: RefSeq, a predicted model, not a curated record
AUUAUUAUCUGAGCUGGUCCAGUGGUGACACUGAGUGAGACGCUCACGCCCCUUUAAGACAGAAAGUCCGUUGGAACCGUCUGCUGCUCCCUGGUCUCUGGAGAUGAGGCAGGAGGACUUGGGGACAGCUGUGGAGACACGGCCCAGAUGAUCCGGUCCUGGCAGAAGUGACUGGCGGGGAUCAGGAUGCUGGAAGGUCAGCUCGAGGCCGGGGAGCCCACGGAGGGCACCCACCCAGAAGACCCAUGCCCGGGAGCUGGGACUGCCAUGGAGAAGACAGCUGCGGCAGCCGAGGUCCCCAGGGAGGAUGGCAACGCCGGGGAGAUGCCGCCAUUACAGCAGCAGAUCACCAGACUCCACCAAAAGCUCCGGAGACAGGAGUCUCUGUGGGCUGAUGUUCACAGAAAACUCCAGAAUCAUAUAGAUGCUUUGAGGAAGCAGAACCUGGAGCUGCGAGAAGAGCUGAGAGGUCUGCAGAGGCAGCAGUGGAAAGCCAGGAAGAAAUCAGCAGCACGCCCACACACAGGGCGAGAAUCACACACUCUGGCAUGGGAACCUGCUUUUGGAAACAUUUCACCUCUGUCAGUUGAUGAGGAGACGAUGCCCAAAUAUGUUGGCCACAAGAGUCAGAGUGCCACUGUCCUGGGACAAAGAUCGUCAUCUAACAGCUUAACUCCUCCAAAGCCAAUGAGUUUAAAGACAGAAAGAAUUAAUGUGGGGACAACACCACCACAGGAAGAUAGAGAGAAAGGUCCUCCCGGGAGACAUCAAGACGGAAAUCCGACACCCACUGGAAGGCCGACUCCCGGUGCAGAAAGACGGGGGGUGUCUGAAGAUGGAAAGGUGACUUCGGAAACCUGGGUCACUCUACACUGGCCACAUGGAAAAUUCAGAUUCAGAUAAACUUCCACUUAG